Brassicogethes aeneus is the source of this 1196-nucleotide messenger RNA. The record is from the annotation of a GenBank genome assembly. Lineage: Eukaryota; Metazoa; Arthropoda; Insecta; Coleoptera; Nitidulidae.
ACACAGCAGCAUUAUUUCGGCCUAUCGGUUAUCGAGAUGUUUAUUAUUUAGCAAUCUUUGCACUUUGAUCAUACUGUAGUUGGUUAAUAUUUUAUUUUAGUUUUGGUUAAUUUAACGUUUAAUGAAGAUGUUUUCCAAGACGUCUCGUCAAUUUGGGGCCCAGUUCAGCAACCAGGCCAAAAGGUUGCAAAGUACCCUAGUUAUUGCCGAACAUGAUAAUAAAGCACUAUCUCCAAUCACCCAACACGCAAUUGCUGCUGCCAAAAAAUUGGGCGGAGAAAUUUCAGUGCUUGUAGCUGGAACCAAAUGUGGACCAGCAUCUGAAGCUGUUGCCAAGGCCAGUGGCGUCACCAAGGUGAUUGUGGCUGAAAAUGAAGCUUUCAAAGGCUUCACAGCUGAAAGCCUGACCCCGCUCAUAGUGGCUGCGCAAAAAAAGAACAACUACACGCACAUCGUAGCUGGCGCGUCUGCUUUCGGAAAAGCUCUGCUACCCAGGGUUGCGGCCAAACUGGACGUGUCUCCAGUGUCCGAUGUUAUCGGCAUCAAGUCGGCCGACACGUUCGUGAGGAGCAUCUACGCCGGUAACGCGAUCCAAACUUUGACAGCCAAAGAUCCCGUCAAAGUGGUGGCAGUGAGAGGCACCAGCUUCGAAGCUGACAGCAUGACUGGCGGAUCGGCUGCAACCGAAACCAUGCCAGCCGACGGUUGCGCGCAAGACAUGACUGUGUUUGUCGGUCAGGAGUUGAGCAAGUCCGACAGACCCGAACUGACAAGUGCUAAAGUGGUCGUUUCUGGAGGUCGUGGUCUGAAGUCGGGCGAUAACUUCAAGCUUUUGUACGAUCUUGCUGACAAAAUGAAGGCCGCCGUUGGGGCCUCCCGUGCCGCUGUGGAUGCUGGAUACGUAGCGAACGACCUUCAAGUUGGCCAGACUGGAAAAAUUGUAGCACCCGAUCUAUACAUUGCUGUCGGUAUUUCCGGAGCCAUCCAGCACUUGGCUGGAAUGAAAGACAGCAAGACCAUUGUGGCCAUCAACAAGGACCCUGAGGCACCCAUAUUCCAAGUCGCCGAUUACGGGCUUGUAGCCGAUUUGUUCAAGGCUGUACCCGAACUCACCGGAAAAUUGUAAAUAAAUCAUUUUGUGUAAAUUUUAAGGUCCAAGUAGUUUGAUUAUAUAAAUAAAUAUUUUUAUUAAUUGA